AUGAAUAAAAGGUAUAAGCAGAAGGAGAUUAAGCUGCUUUUACCGAAGAAUAAAGUAACUUUGGCAGGAUUAGUUGAAACAAGAGUUAAAGACAAAAAUGUGAACUCAAUUCUCAAAGGGGUAGCACCAGGGUGGCAGGUACUACAUAACUAUUCUGAUAGUCCUAAUGGAAGAAUUUGGUUGAUAUGGGAUGAUAACUGGUAUGAGAUCAAGAUGAUUAAUAGCUCAGCUCAAAUGCUGCAUUGUCAGGUUAAUGAAAAAAGUAAAGGCUAUCAGUUUAUAUUGACUGUAGUGUAUGGCUUUAAUACAGUUGAACAGAGGAAAAGUCUGUGGCAAGAAAUGAAUGCAAUGUCAAAAGGAAAAGAGUUGCUGAUUAAACUUGAAAAAUGGUCAAUGAUAGAAGAAAGUGCUUUGAGGCAGAAGUCAAGGAUAAGAUGGAUACAAUUAGGGGAUGCAAAUAAUAAUUUUUUCAGCUCAGUGAUAAAGGAGAGAACUCAAAAGAAACAAAUAAGAAGUAUUAUGUCUUUGAAGGGUAAGAUGCUGUAUGAUCCACAGGAAAUUCAAGAUGGGUUUGUGAUGUUUUAUAAGAGUCUUAUGGGAACUUCAGCAGGCAAGCUACCUGCCAUUAAUGAUCAGGUGAUGAAAAGAGGGCCUACCUUGACAAAGCAGCAGAGAUUACAAUUGUGUACUGCAGUAACUGAACAAGAGAUUUAUGAUGGUUUGAAAUCCAUAGGGAAUGAUAAGGCUCCAGGCUUUCCAGAGAUGUUUGUGCAAUGGGUAAUGAUAUGUGUCAAAACAGUGAACUACUCCAUAGUAGUUAAUGGACAGAUUUCUCAAAGCUUUGAAGCAGCUAAAGGAUUGAGACAAGGAGAUCCAACGUCUCCUUUCUUGUUUGCUAUAGCUAUGGAGUAUAUCAGUAGGCUUCUUAAGGGGCUUAAAGAUGAUAAACAGUUCAAAUAUCAUCCUAGGUGCUGUAAACUUGAUAUCACUCACUUAUGUUUUGCAGAUGAUCUAUUAUUGUUUGCUAGAGGAGAUCCGGAAUCAGUUAAAGCUAUCCAACUAUGUUUCUCUCAAUUUUCUCAAGCCUCAGGGUUACAAGCUAAUCUAAAUAAAAGCUCAAUAUACUGUGGAGGGGUUCAGAAGGAAGUGAAGCAACAGAUUGUUCAACAACUAGGAUAUAACAAGGAGGAACUUCCUUUCAAAUAUUUGGGAGUGCCAUUAUCAACUAAGAAGAUGUCAGUGCUGCAAUGGUAUCCUCUCAUUGAGAAAAUAAUGGCAAGAAUUAACUCUUGGACAGCUAAGAAACUAUCUUAUGCAGGUAGAACUCAAGUUGUUCAGACAGUAUUAUUUGGUGUUCAAUCUUAUUGGGCUCAAUUAUUCAUCUUUCAGCUAAGAUAA
This is a messenger RNA of Solanum pennellii, 1398 nucleotides long. RefSeq lists its product as uncharacterized. The transcript has 3 exons. The record is from RefSeq and is a predicted model, not a curated record. Lineage: Eukaryota; Viridiplantae; Streptophyta; Magnoliopsida; Solanales; Solanaceae. Bases 1 to 1398 code for a protein of 465 amino acids.